This is a messenger RNA of Zea mays, 1331 nucleotides long. RefSeq names its product riboflavin synthase alpha chain. Gene Ontology annotation, biological process: riboflavin biosynthetic process. Gene Ontology annotation, molecular function: riboflavin synthase activity. Lineage: Eukaryota; Viridiplantae; Streptophyta; Magnoliopsida; Poales; Poaceae. Bases 60 to 953 code for a protein of 297 amino acids. The record is from RefSeq and is a predicted model, not a curated record. The transcript is spliced from 3 exons.
AAAGGAAAAAAAAAACCUCCCCCACCUGCCACCGCGAACUGCCGGAGGAAUCUCUGGCGAUGGCGCCGCCAGCCGCUGCGGUUGCCGCCGUCCACCACCGCAGCCCGCACCUGCUCCUCCGCCGCGGCGGCGGGGGUCUCCUCCCAUCUCCUUCGGGUCCCGCCACGCUUCCUUUCUCCUCGCGGGGUGCGGCCUGCACGCCCGCGCGCCUGCGUUUGCCGCCGCCGCGGUUCUCUCUCUCCCCCGUCCCGAAGAGCCUCUCCGCCGCCUCCUCCUCCCACGUCCCUGUACGGUCCCUAUUCACCGGCAUCGUCGAGGAGGUCGGCCGCGUGCGCCGUCUCGGCCCGCCGCUCACGCCGUCUGGGGGCGGCGGUGGCGGCGAGGCUCCUGGCCUUGACUUGGAGGUCGAGACCAAGAACCUCCUCGCUGGAACGCAGCUCGGUGACAGCGUGGCGGUCGACGGCGCCUGCCUCACCGUGGCGGCGAUCGACCCGGCCGCGUCCACGCUCACUUUCGGCGUGGCCCCGGAGACGCUCCGCCGGACGUCCCUGGGAGGGCGCGCCCCGGGCGAUGGUGUCAACCUCGAGCGCGCGCUCACGCCGUCGUCCCGCAUGGGCGGGCACUUCGUGCAGGGCCACGUCGACGGAACCGGGGAGAUCGCUGCGUUCCGGCCGGACGGGGACUCGCUCUGGGUCACCGUGCGCGCCCCGCCGGAGAUCCUCCGGCUGCUCGUGCCCAAGGGCUUCGUCGCCGUCGACGGCACUAGCCUCACUGUUGUCAGUGUGGACGACGAGGGCGGCUGGUUUGACUUCAUGCUCGUCAGGUACACGCAGGACAACAUCGUGCUGCCGACCAAGAAGGUCGGAGACAAGGUGAACCUGGAGGCGGAUAUACUGGGGAAGUACGUCGAGAAGCUCCUCGCUGGGAGGGUUGAGGCCAUGGCGAAGGGGUGAAGAAAAGGCUUGGAUUCAAUGUCUAUGCCGAGCUCAGCCUGCAGCUGCAACAUGGAUUCUUCACGGAUUUUCGUUAUUAUGUUUUGGAGAUGUUCAUUUGGUUGCUGCAGCCAGCAAAUUAGAAAUGCUAUUCUGGUGCACUUACCUCUCUACUGUAUGAGACCUGAGCUUUGUGAUUGGAACAAUGUGAAUACAAGGCUUAGCACCAUGGUAACACUACUUCGUUGUAGUUGGCUGUGUAAAACCUUUUCGUUGACUGCACAAAAUAGGACAGUAUUGAUAGUAGUCACAACUCCUUUGGGGCACAAGAUGGUGAACUGAUUAGCCUUGAUUGGAGAUUGCUGGUAGAAUCUUGUGUUUUGGUUACUUCAAGUCUUA